Trichosurus vulpecula (common brushtail) is the source of this 1704-nucleotide messenger RNA. It is a transcript of the gene BBOX1, whose product is annotated as gamma-butyrobetaine hydroxylase 1. Gene Ontology annotation, cellular component: mitochondrion. The record is from RefSeq and is a predicted model, not a curated record. NCBI's taxonomy places the organism in Eukaryota, Metazoa, Chordata, Mammalia, Diprotodontia, Phalangeridae. Bases 88 to 1254 code for a protein of 388 amino acids. Gene Ontology annotation, biological process: carnitine biosynthetic process. The transcript is spliced from 7 exons. Gene Ontology annotation, molecular function: gamma-butyrobetaine dioxygenase activity; iron ion binding.
UUUGGUGAGAGGGCAAAAGAACAGCUUUGUCCUUUUAACUCUGCUCUGUCAUAGCAGCUUGAACAAUUCGCACUGAAGGCUGGCAGCAUGAGCUCAGCUAUCCUGAAGGUGGAGGCUCUAGAUGCUGAACGUGUGGUCCAGAUUCAUUGGGACGAUGGCGAAGAGUCUCUCUACCCUGCUGUGUGGCUGAGAGACAACUGCCAGUGUCCUUGCUGCUACCUGGAUUCUGCCAAAGCUCGUAAACUCCUCAUCGAAGCCCUCGACGUUAACACAUGGGUCAAGCACUUAACUUUGAUCAACCAAAGAAAGGUACAUAUCAUAUGGCCUGAUGAGCACAUGAGUGAUUUCGAAGCAGAUUGGCUAAAGAAAAGAUGUUUUUCCCAAAAAUCCAGAGCAAAACUCCAAAAAGAAUUGUUUAUGCCAGAAUGUCAAUAUUGGGGCGCAAGUCUCCAGCUUCCUACUCUGGAUUUUGAGGAUGUUUUAACAAGUGAUGAACAUGCCUAUAACUGGCUGUCCACUCUUAAGAAAAUCGGCAUAGUGAGGCUAACCGGAGCGGCUGCGCAACGAGGUGAAGUGGCGAAACUUGGCAAGAGGAUUGGCUUCCUGUAUCUCACGUUUUAUGGACAUACUUGGCAAGUACAAGACAAAAUCGAUGCGAAUAACGUGGCUUACACAACUGGAAAGCUAAGUUUUCACACAGAUUAUCCAGCACUACACCAUCCACCUGGGGUCCAAUUCCUUCAUUGCAUAAAGCAAACAGCCACUGGUGGGGAAAGUGAAAUCGUAGAUGGAUUUAACGUAUGCCGACAGCUCAAGGAGCAAAAUCCUAAGGCAUUCCAGAUCCUCUCCUCAACCUUUGUGGAUUUUACAGAUAUCGGAGUUGACUUCUGUGACUUCUCAGUGCAAUCCAAGCACAAAAUUAUAGAAGUAGACAAUAAAGGUCAAGUGAUUCGCAUUAACUUCAAUAACUCAACCAGAGAUACAAUAUUUGACGUCUCUGUUGAAAAAGUACGGCCAUUCUAUGCUGCCUUGAAAGAGUUUGUCGACCUGAUGAAUAACAAAGAAAACAAGUUUACCUUCAAGAUGCAUCCAGGUGAUGUAAUUACAUUCGAUAACUGGCGCUUACUUCACGGCCGACGGAGUUACGAAGCAGGAACAGAAAUAACUCGCCAUCUUGAAGGUGGUUAUGCAGACUGGGAUGUGGUUAUGUCAAGGCUUCGUAUCUUAAAGAAGGCUGUCAAAAUUGAAAAUUGAAUUUAAUAGUUGCACUUUUGACAUUAGUGGAACUAAGGAUGGUUUUUUGUAAGAAACAAAGUACUUAAUCACCACUUGCCACAAUCACUAGGAUAUGGAUGGCCAUAUCACAUAGAUAUUAAUUUCUUUGACAUUAAGAAUGAAGCCAGAUUCACAAGAUUACCUUUUCCUUUAUUUUUAUAAAUGUUAUGGCAACAAUAUUGGAUCCAGAAAAGAAAUGAGGAAAUAUAUAUCUCUCUCCUUUCCUUGGAAUGGUGGGGCUAUGGGUACAGAAUGUUAUAUAUACCACCAGGCAUGAUUGCAGCAUCAAUUGGUUUUGCUCAACUAUUUUUAUUUUGCCUUAAGGGGAAGCUCAGUAAGUUGGGAGCAGGAGAGGGGGGUAUAUCCAGAAAUGACUGUGAUAUAAAAAUAAAAGUUACUAAUAAAACUUUUUUUAAAAUGCUAUGGCAA